Coffea arabica (coffee) is the source of this 992-nucleotide messenger RNA. RefSeq names its product 17.1 kDa class II heat shock protein-like. The record is from RefSeq and is a predicted model, not a curated record. Lineage: Eukaryota; Viridiplantae; Streptophyta; Magnoliopsida; Gentianales; Rubiaceae.
ACAUAUUUGAAGCUCUAGUCAGAGACGAAGCAGAAUUGUUCGUGCUCUUAAUUAACGCUUGAAAGAUUUCGAGUUCUUAACUGAAUAGUGUGAUUGCAUAGUACUGGUUUCUUGCUUUUGCAGAAAACAAUGGAGAUGGCAUUGAAGGAUAUGGGGCUCGACAGUUCAAUGGUGGCAGCAAUUUAUGACAUGCUAGACGUGAUGGAUGAUACAUCCGAGAGUAAGCCCCAGCACCCAUCACGCGCCUAUAUUCGGGACACCAAAGCCAUGAAAGCUACCCCCGCCGACAUCAUCGAGUAUCCUAAAGCCUAUCACUUCGUGCUAGAUAUGCCGGGGCUGAAAUCCGACCAAAUCAGGGUCCAUUUGGAGGACGGCAACUUGCUGGUGGUGAGCGGGGAGCGAAGGAGGGAGAAAGAGAAGGAGAAGGAGAAGGAGAAGGAAGAUGGUGUCAAGUAUAUAAGGAUGGAGAGGAGAUUUGGGAAGAUGCUGAAGAAGUUCAUCUUGCCUGAGAAUGCCAACAAGGAGAAAAUCUGUGCUACUUAUCAGGACGGGGUGUUGAGUGUUGUGGUGGAAAAGUCACCCCCGCCGGAGCCCAAGAAGCCGAAGGUGAUUGAGGUGAAAAUAGGUCAACAUGAAGGAGGAGGAGGAGGAGGAGAAGCAAGUCAGGAAGUUAGAACUGAAGGCAGCCAGGGACCAGCAGAUACCGAAAAAGACGGUCAGGAGCCAACUAAAACUCAGUGAGAUAGCUGGCUGGGGACCUUGUCCGGGGCUGGGGCGUUCUUCAUCAGUAUGUUGAUGGUUCACUGCACUAGAAAUAAAAGUAAUUGCGUAGCAAGCCUUUCAUUUCCUCGAUUGUAAUAUAAUGGUGUAAAUACUAGUCAUGUUUACUUUUCUUGUUUCUUUCAUUGGCUUGUUUUCCCCUUUUGGCAAAACCAAAAAUGUUGCAAGUGCACCUGUGGAUGUAUGAUGGAAAUUGGAAACUUAUGACUCUA